Molecule: messenger RNA, 2194 nt
Organism: Caenorhabditis sp. 36 PRJEB53466
Lineage: Eukaryota; Metazoa; Nematoda; Chromadorea; Rhabditida; Rhabditidae
Source: the annotation of a GenBank genome assembly
AUGGAUGAAAACGGCCGGGGACCGAAAAGGAACAGUGUCGCCUUUUGGUGAGGAUUUUAAAACAUUGAUUUUUUCUCGAUCAAAGUGAUCUGAUUGCGUUUUUAAAAAUCAUUUUUUGAAACAGGUAUGAUUAAUCAUGAUUAAGAAGAUUUUACGGAAACUGAACAAUAAUUGUAAGAGUAGCCAACAAGAACACCUCUUUUUGUCGCCAUCGAUUUCCAGCCUCUUAUUGAGCACUUUUCAUUUUACUUGCUUACUUUGAGCCCGUUUGUUCAAGCGAUGUGCUGAUUUCACACGCUGCGGACAAAAUCAGUCCAUUUUGGACACGUGAUUUUCGCAACCAGAUCACUUUUGCCGUCUUCCAAUUAAUUUUAGAAAAAGGAAUUUUGCAGGCUUCUCGGUCUGUGCAAUAACUUUGCGUACGUGGUCAUGUUGAGUGCGGCCAAGGAUAUUCUCGAAAAAGAAGACGCCGAACACAUUGAGAAGCCGUGCCGGGUAUAUUGACUGCUGGAAUUUUGAAAUAUUUCCUAUUUAAUUCAUUUGUUCAGCCGUCAGUAACCAGUCGAGAAUGCCACGUAAUGUCGACCGGAUCCGUGCUGUUGGCCGACAUAAUUCCAGCUUUCGUCAUCAAAAUUUCGGCGCCAUUAUUCAUUCAUCGAGUGCCUUUCGGGUAAGACUCGAUUUUUGUGCUUCUGCCCAUUCAUUUUAAGCGUAAAAGUAGUAUUCGUUUCACAGAAUCCGUCACCUACUCGUCGUCUUCCUCCAAGCCGCCAGUUUUCUGAUUGUCGGAAUCAGCGAGAGCACAUUUUUCGCACUUUUUGGUUCGCGUUUCGUAGCGAAACUUUUUGUUUAUAAAUUACCAACAUUCAGGAGUGAUAUUGGCGAGUUUCGGAAGUGGACUCGGAGAAAUUACCUAUUUAGCGCUGACUUCCAAUUAUCCGUCGUAAGUUUUUAAAGAAAUUUGCUCUUGUCUCACUAAUUUUUGGCAUUUUUAUCGAUUUUUACCGUUGAUAGGUAGAAAACACUUGAAAUUUUUUUAAAAUAUAAGUUUUCCCGUGACGAACAGCACGCAAAUCUCGGUUUAAAGUGGAUAAAGUUUGGGAAAAGGUGGUGACGGACAAACGGAGCAUUUUAUUGAAAAGAGGUGUAAUAUGAACAAGUAAUUUGAGCCGAAAAGUGUUUCCCCAGUUUGUGCUUAUUCCAAAUUUUCCAGAUCAGUGGUGGCUUCGUGGUCUUCGGGAACGGGCGGCGCCGGGCUGAUCGGAGCCUCCGCCUACGCACUUCUCACCGAUUCGAAGCUUUUGAACAUUUCGCCGAAGAACUCGAUGCUCCUGAUGCUCACUUUGCCCCUCCUCUUUUCGUGCGCCUACUGGCGCAUCCUCCGCAUUCCUCGAAGCGUUCAUCGGGCGCGAUUUCACAGAGUUUCCACGUGGAUCAUCGGAUUUUCGUCGGUGACGUCAUCUGAACGGCAUCUGGAAGAUGAAGGGCUUCUGGAAGAAGAAGAAGAGAUAUCAUCCGAUUCUGCGGCGGAAACUUCGAAAUUACACAAAACACGGCCACUUUUGAAGUUCAUGGUCCCGCUGAUCAGUGUCUAUUUGGCCGAGUACUAUAUCAAUCAGGGAUUGGUCAGUUUUCCUCCAAUUGCGUUUAAAAAAGAAACAUAACGUUUCCAGCUGGAACUGCUCGAAUUCGACUGUGCUCACGGCCUGUCCAUGAGCUCCGAGAGCCAGUACCGCUGGUUCCAGGUCACCUAUCAGCUCGGAGUUUUCAUUUCCAGAAGCUCCUCGAAUCUCGUCACUAUUCCCACGAAAUUAUUGCCUUUUUUGGCUGUGUUACAGGUAAAAACAAUCCCAAAGAUUGACAAACACCAAAAUCUUUUUUGCAGAUUCUCAACGCAUCCCUCUUCACGUUUGCCGCCAUUUUCACAUUUCUACCCCACAUUUUUAUUGCAUUUUGUGUCAUUUUGUUCGAAGGAUUUCUGGGCGGCGCCAGUUAUGUCAACACUUUUCGGGCCGUGCAUCGAGAGGUACUGUAGAUUACUGUAGCUUUAAAAUUUUCAAAACUGUUUCAGAUCCCAUGUGAAAAUCGCGAAUUCUCAAUGGGCGUCGUCUCGAUUUCCGACACGAUUGGCAUCGUUUUCGCCGGUUUUUUGGCGAUGCCGGUGCACAACAAAAUUUGCUCAAUGCCACUCUAA